CUUUCACGUUUCGCAGUCGACGCGAGCCCGUUUCUCCCCCAUUCGUCUUCCACAAACCCCCCAAAACCCUCGCGCCGCCGCCAUGUCCUCGUCGCCGUCUCCGGCGAACCGCCGUCCCGCGGGCCCGCUGGCGCUAGGGCUGGAGUCCUCGGCGAACAAGAUCGGCAUCGGCGUGGUCUCCCUGUCGGGGGACAUCCUCUCCAACCCGCGGCACACCUACGUGACCCCGCCGGGCCACGGCUUCCUUCCCCGGGAGACGGCGCAGCACCACCUCGCGCACCUCCUGCCUCUCCUCCGCGCCGCGCUCGCCGAGGCCGGUGUGGCCCCCGCUGACCUCGCGUGCGUCUGCUACACUAAGGGCCCCGGCAUGGGCGGGCCUCUCCAGGUCGCCGCCGCGGCCGCCCGCGCGCUCUCCCUGCUCUGGAGGAAGCCGCUCGUGGCGGUCAACCACUGCGUUGCGCACAUCGAGAUGGGCCGCGCGGUCACUGGGGCCGUGGACCCCGUCGUGCUCUACGUCUCCGGCGGAAACACGCAGGUUAUCGCCUACAGCGAGGGGAGGUACAGGAUCUUCGGGGAAACGAUUGAUAUUGCCGUCGGGAACUGCCUUGAUCGGUUUGCCAGGGUCCUUGAGCUCUCCAAUGACCCUAGCCCCGGGUAUAACAUCGAGCAGCUUGCAAAGAAGGGAGAAAAAUUCAUUGAUCUCCCUUAUGCUGUGAAGGGUAUGGAUGUGUCAUUCAGCGGCAUAUUGAGCUUUAUUGAAGCUACGGCGAUUGAAAAGCUUAAAAAUAAUGAGUGCACACCUGCGGACCUAUGCUACUCAUUGCAGGAAACCGUCUUUGCCAUGCUUGUUGAAAUUACUGAACGUGCCAUGGCGCACUGUGAUUCAAAGGACGUUCUUAUUGUUGGUGGCGUCGGUUGCAAUGAACGUUUACAGGAGAUGAUGAGGAUUAUGUGCUCAGAAAGAGGGGGUAGACUCUUUGCAACUGAUGACCGCUAUUGUAUAGACAAUGGGGCAAUGAUUGCAUACACUGGUUUACUGGCGUAUGCACAUGGUGCGACCACUCCCCUGGAGGAGUCGACAUUUACGCAAAGAUUCCGAACUGAUGAAGUUCAUGCGAUUUGGAGAGAGAAGGAGAUGCCAGUGCUAAAUAACAUCCAUUCAGAUGCAAUGGCUGAAGUAUCUAAAGAUGAAGCCUCCAUGCCAACACCAAUCGUUGUAGAUUCCUGAGGCAGUAAACGCUUGUACGGGAAAGUCUAGAAUCACCCCUGCAUGAACCUUUGCUUGCUGAUUGGGAGAAGCCUCCUCCAGGCACAUGGCAGGUGGCUCGGAACUGUUGUGCUGCUGUAUGAACUGCAGCAGGUAAAAUGAAUAUGCUGUAUGCCUGACAUACCUGACGAUAGUUGACAUGUAUCAGUCACCCUAACAUUCUAGCUAGUUACUUUUCUUCAUCGAGUGAACUUCUGAUAGUUGUAAACUAAUAGACGCAUUUCCACAAAGCUAGGUUAAACUCUUAAGUUACUCUUAUGAUGGUAAUUUGUUUCCGUUCUAAAGCAGCCCCGUUUGGACAGACA
Sorghum bicolor (sorghum) is the source of this 1572-nucleotide messenger RNA. RefSeq names its product probable tRNA N6-adenosine threonylcarbamoyltransferase. The record is from RefSeq and is a predicted model, not a curated record. Gene Ontology annotation, cellular component: cytoplasm; EKC/KEOPS complex. The coding region runs from base 83 to 1228 and encodes 381 amino acids. NCBI's taxonomy places the organism in Eukaryota, Viridiplantae, Streptophyta, Magnoliopsida, Poales, Poaceae. The transcript is spliced from 4 exons. Gene Ontology annotation, biological process: tRNA threonylcarbamoyladenosine modification.